Molecule: messenger RNA, 5815 nt
Organism: Folsomia candida
Lineage: Eukaryota; Metazoa; Arthropoda; Collembola; Entomobryomorpha; Isotomidae
Product: multidrug resistance-associated protein 1-like
Exons: 23
Coding region: 886-5166 (1426 amino acids)
Biological process (GO): transmembrane transport
Cellular component (GO): membrane
Molecular function (GO): ATP hydrolysis activity; ABC-type transporter activity; ATP binding
Source: RefSeq, a predicted model, not a curated record
UUGCAUAAUGUAUUAAAAUGACUCCGCUGGAAUAAUAACCUUCAAAUAAAUUUUGAGACUUUUGGGGGUUAAACGUAACGUAACGUAAAAUGUAACGGGGAUAAUGCAAGGAAGCGUAAAUUUCAAAAACACAAUACAUAUUUAUAUGCACAAAAUAAUAAUCUUAUAUUAUUUCUAUUCUGAUAUGCACUGCUGUAUGUCUAAAUCACAAGAAAAUUACUAUAAAAUACGUUUUUUAAGAUAUUUUAUAAUUCCAUUAAUUUAAAUAUGUAGUCUGGAAUAAACUUUUACCAGCAGGUAAAAAAGUUGUUGUAGAUUAGAACGCGAUAAAAAAAUCUUGAUUUGUUAGUUCAUCUUUUAAAAUAUGACAGGAAAGUUUUGGAAGAAACAUCUAAUAGGUUUUACUAACAAUUUUUGCCUAAAGUUCCCACUUUAGGCAAAAAGUAAAAGUAUCUGGAAAUGUACGCAGUUGAAUCACGUAAAUUCUUAUGAGAAAAAGAAAAAAAUGUGUACAUUUGAAUUGGGAACCCUUUUAACCUAAAUUUAUUCAAUGGUUUAAAAUAUUUGAUUUAAUAUCAACGGUGUGUACACAAAACGUUUGUUAAACGUUCGUUACUCAAUCUCUUCUUUUCUUUUUACUUAUACUACUGUGUGUAUACUAAUCAUUAAAUUGUAUUGAUCAAGGAAUAAUAUGUGAAUAAGUGAAUACCAACCAACCAACCAACUACACGUCUCCUGAUUUGAUUAAUUUAUCUGCAAUUACAAUAUCUCAAGUGCUACAAUAGGAGAUAUCUUGAACCAUAUACUUCGGUUCAGAACCCUGUUAAACACGAACGAUUAGGAAAAUUGGUACGUAUUUAAAAAAUUAACAAAUUUGCGGUAAAAAUGGAUGACUUUUGCGGAUCCACGUUCUGGAAUACAAACCUAACGUGGCACACAACGUCUCCCUACUUCACAUUUUGUUUUGAGGAGACUGUCAUUUUAUCCAUUCCGUUAAUAUGCAUACUUAUAUUUGGACUCGUCACAAUUCUUAAUACGCGCCAAGAUGAAAAUGCAGCUAGAAAAAAUGUUCGAUUCGGUUGUACAACUUGUAUUCAAAUUGGAAUAUUUACAGCACUAUUGACGACAUCGAUAUCUUCAGUAUUCCAGGAGGGAAAAACAAUUUAUGAGAUGAGAAUAUUAUACGUUUCUACGACUAGCCGGAUUUUGAGCUUUACCUUGGCAUUUUGUUUAAUGGUAAGCCUACAACGGAAGGGUAUAAAAUUCUCCUAUAUUCAGAUGUUAUUUUGGAGUCUGUGCCUCAUCGCGGAAGGAGUUCUUUUAAGAAGUGCCGUAACUAAAUGGAAUGAAGUUCAAGACUCGAUUAUUAGAAAAGCACACUUUGUUAGGUACAUGGUGUUUCCAUUAGUGGCAGUGGAAAAUGCACUACAGCUAUUGAUGGGAUUACGUAACUUCUGGCAGUCAAUGAAACCAAGCCAAGAAAAGACAAGGGACAAUUUAACCCAAGAUUUGACAAUAUUUAAUUUUUGGAUGGAUAAAAUAUUUUGGAAAUCCUUCAAGAAAAAGUCACUUCAUUUGAAACCGUUCGAUUUAAAAGAAACCUACUCUCAAGCUAAUGGCCAUUUCAGUGAUCAAACAAGUACAAAUAGUUCUGAAAGUACAUCGUAUAACGCCAUUAGUUUAUUUUUUGCCUCGUUUGGCAAGCAAUUCGUUAUAUCAGGACUGCAGAGGAUUUGCCAAGAGAUGUUGGCAUUUUCUGCGCCAGAAAUCUUAAGGAUAAUGGUCACUCAUUUUACCGACACAAUGGACAAAACUACGUGGAAGGACUACUUUUACGUCACCGCCUUAAUCACAUCUCUGAUAGCGAGGAACAUUUUAGGAUUAUUUUACUGGAAAAAUGUGACCGCAAUAUCUAUCAAGUGCAGGUCAAUGCUACAUUCUAUCGUGAUUCAAAAAGCUUUAAGAAUUUGUAUCACAGAAUCCACUGACACUACCAGGAGUACUUUGCUAAAUAUAAUGGGGGCCGACUCGCAAAAAAUUUGUCACGUAAUUCCCCUCCUCCACACCUUAUGGAUCGCUCCAAUUCAAACAAUUGUUGCCACAUAUUUUCUCUACAACCUUCUUGGAUACCCCGCAUUCGCUGCUGUAUCCAUAAUUUUCAUGCUGAUUUUAUUAACCACAUUAUUAAUGAGACAACUGAAAGAUAUACAAACCGACCAAAUGAAAGCGCAGGAUUCAAGAGUAAAAAUUGUGUCAGAAACGAUCCAAAACUUAAAAACGAUCAAACUGCACGCGUGGAAUGAAGCUUUCUUAAAGAAAAUAGGACUAGCCCGACAAUUAGAACUGGACGCAAUAUGGGGUUCUUUGACAAGAUUGGGCUGCAUGGUUACCUCAUUCACCGUGGCACCCGUCAUCGUAUUGCUUGUCGUACUGGUCAUGAAAUCUAGUCUGGAUGGGGAGCCAAUCAAUGCAGGGAUAAUGUUUGCGGCAUUAUCAAUCAUUAAUAUUAUUACAGUACCAUUGUUAACCGUGCCAGCUCUUGCCAUGCUGUUAUCUCAAACUACUGUGAGUAUUAAGAGGAUAAACAAGUUUCUAAAUUUGGAAGAAUUUAAGACACAUAAGAGUUAUGUAAAGUCCGAUAAAGUUACGAAUGAUGACACAUCUAUAAAAUUUGAGAAUGCAUACCUCUCCUGGGACAGUAAGAAAUCUAUCUUAAAAAAUCUACAUUUUACUAUCCCACCUGGAUCUCUUGUCGCGAUAGUUGGUGAAUCUGGAUCUGGAAAAUCAUCUUUGUUACAAGCAAUGUCAGGAAAUAUGUUCAUUACUAAGGGCAAGAUAGAUGUCAAUGGGAAAAUUGCAUACGUUCCUGAAUCCACAUGGACAAGGAAGACCACCAUCAAAGAAAACAUUUUACUCCAUAACCCAUUCAAUAAGGAGACGUAUCUCGACGUAAUAAAUGCAUGCGAACUUGACCUAUCUUGUUUGCCAAUGCGUGAUGAUACAGAAAUCCUAGAUAACGGGUCUAACCUAUCGGGUGGUCAGCGGCAGAGAAUUUCUCUCGCCCGUGCGGCCUACUCUGGGUCGAACAUCUACCUCAUGGACCAGCCCAUGAGUGCCCUGGAUGGACAAACGGCAAAUAAAGUUUACACAAAAUUGCUAAGUUUGGAUGGAUUAUUAAAGGAGAAAACGCGAAUAGUUGCGACCGACUAUGGCGGAUUGAUUGCAGAUGCAGACAUUGUCCUAGAAUUAGAUAAUGGAGCCGUAAAAUAUUUCGGACCUAAUCGAACCAUCUACAGAGAGCGGACUUCGUCCAAAUUUGGUGAAGAUGAUGAGAUGGAUAUUUUUCCAACUUAUGAUGCACUUCCUCAAUGUAACGAUGGUGGUAAUUUAUCAGAAUCCAUCAAGCCGAGAGAGGAUCGGCUACUCGUUAAGAAAUCCCUUUAUUUGCGUGAAGGGGGUGUAACAAGGUUGACCAUUGGGAUAACGUUGGUUAUUUGUUCUGUUGCCGUUUAUACAUUUUCCAAUGUCUGGUUAUCUAUGUGGAGUGGGCAGGAUGACAGCACUCAGAUAAAAUCUGCAGCCACCAACAUAACCAUUUAUGGAUCAGUAGGGUUAGUUCAAGCCAUUUUAUUACUUCUGGGAUGCCUAUAUAUAUACAAUUUCUCGCUAAAAGCAUCCCGAAAUUUGUAUGACAUUCUCCUCCUAAAAGUUUUAAACGGACGGAUACAUUUCCUAAAUAAGAUUGGUGCAGGAUCACUGUUAAACGUGUUGACCAAAGAUGUCGAUAUUUUGGAGUCAAGUUUUCCCCAAAAUAUGCAAGGAACCGUGCUUAACUUUCUACUCCUUUUAAGCGCAAUAUUCACGACCUGUUACGCAACCCCGAUAUUUCUUGUGUUUGUGGCACCACUUGCGAUAAUUUAUUAUUUCCUUCAGAGAUUAUACGUCGUUACAUCCACAAAUUUAAGGAGAAAUGAAUCAUUAACUAGGACCCCACUUUAUAGCCUAGUUCUGGAAACGCUGUCGGGAUUGUGUUCCAUUAAAGCGUUUGGAAUUGAACAUGAGACAAUGAGAGAGAUCCAGGAUUCUUUAUUAGAAAAUAAUAAGGCUUACUUUCUAUACAUGGCUGGGACAUUGUGGAUUAAAGCAAGGCUGGAUAUUCUUGGGACAUUGAUAGUUUCAGGAACUUGUGUUUUUGCCAUAAUCUCAAAAGAUACUUUAAGUCCGGCUGUCGUCGCAUUAUCGCUAUCUUCUGCUUUGCAAAUAACUCAGUUAUUAAAUUAUUUUGUAAAAUUAACCAGCGAAUUCGAAUCGAAUAUUGUAGCUGUGGAGAGAGUUGUAAAUACGACGUUAAUUCCGCAGGAAAGAAAUUGUGACGCUUGUCCAGACAAAGUUAACGAAGUCUGGCCAGAAACUGGUGAACUUUUGAUAAAAGAUUUGCAACUGCGUUACGAGCAAAAUUCUCAGCCUAUCUUAGAAAUUGAGAGUUGUGCAAUAAAAAGUGGGGAAAAGAUCGGAGUCGUUGGGAGAUCAGGAGCUGGAAAGUCGUCUCUUCUAAUGGCCAUAUUUAAGUUGUUAGAACCAAUCCAGGGUCAAAUUGCAUUAUCCGGAUUAAACACAUCACAAUUAUCAAUGCAUAAUUUGCGUUCUAAAAUUGCUAUUGUUCCUCAGGAACCUACUUUUUUCUCGGAAAGUCUUCGUUUUAAUUUGGAUCCUGUGCAAUGUUAUACAGACCAUGAAUUGUGGAACGCACUAGAUACAGUUAACUUAAAAGAAUUUGUAUUCAAUCUUCCUCACGGUUUGUAUUUUCAUGUAACACCGGAUGACACGAGAAUUACAUCUGGCUGUAAACAAUUACUUUGCUUAACUCGAGCACUUUUAAAGAAACCAAAAUUCCUGGUUUUGGACGAAGUAACGGCAAAUUGCGAUAAAAAUAUUGAACUUCUUAUCCAAGAGAUAGUCAAGGAACAAUUUAAGAAUUCAACCGUCUUAAUUGUGGCACACCGUUUUAAAACUUUACUCGACUGUGACAGGAUUAUGGUCCUACAAGGUGGUCGAAUUAAACAGUUUGACACAAUAAGUAACUUGCUAAAUUUAAAAUCCGAUUUUUAUGAGAUGGUAAAAUCUAACAAAUUGCAAGAAAUUGAUAGUGAAGAAGGAGGAAAAUAAUAAAUUGGGAGUGAACUGUAUUUAUUAUAUUCAUGUACUAGUUACAUAUGCAUGUAACUAGUUAUGUAAAAUUCUGCCAUGCUUUAUAAAUCCCCUUAAAUAUCUAUUCAAUAUUUUUUUACUCACACUGGAAAAUAAGUACAUAUUUAUUAUAUGUAUAUAGGUUCAAGUUAAAAUAAUUACUCAAAAUAUCAAUUACAUAUAUUCCGACAAUUUCAUUGCAUGACAGAAUCAAUGUUAUACUUACCAGAAGUUGGGCUAUAAAAAGACAAUUUUAAUUUAUUGAACAUUUUUUUAAAUUCCUAGUUAAGUUAUAUAGAUAUAAAUUUCAUAUUGUAUAUGCAUAUCACUAUUGCUACAUACAUAUUGCAAGUAACGUAUUGCUACACACACGCUGAAAAUUUAAACUUGGGAUAUCAAUGGAAAAAUACGCAGUGAUAAUCAUGGAACAAAAAGGUAAAUGUAAUUUCCCACAUGCGUUAAAAAACUUCGUUCAAAUUAAACUCUAAUCAAUUCAUAUGACAAGUAUUUUGAUUGAUGUGGUGAUAAGCCUUACGUAACUUAUAAGUGAUUGCAAAUAUUGGUUAUUUUGUAAAAACCUACAGCAGUCUGAAAUAGUGUUUUCGAGAAAAAAUGAAAUAAAAUUAUG